Molecule: messenger RNA, 2306 nt
Organism: Alosa sapidissima (American shad)
Lineage: Eukaryota; Metazoa; Chordata; Actinopteri; Clupeiformes; Clupeidae
Gene: atl1
Product: atlastin GTPase 1
Exons: 15
Coding region: 146-1891 (581 amino acids)
Biological process (GO): endoplasmic reticulum organization; protein homooligomerization
Molecular function (GO): GTP binding; GTPase activity
Source: RefSeq, a predicted model, not a curated record
UAGCAUCAUCGUCCUUCUCUGGAUGAGAACGAGCAUCUUCGGUUGUGAUCUGGGAGAGUAGUUGCCUCAUGAUUGGUGAUUAGGCUAUACUGUACCACUGAUACAUCCUUGAACAGAGGAACAGAGAUCGACAUCCAGCAGCACAAUGGCUAGGAAUCGUAAAGACAGAGACAGCUGGGGCUCGUUCACAGAUAAAGGCAUAUAUGAUUGGAGCUCAGAGGAGGAGGAGCCAGAUGGGAAGGCGCGGCCUGUGCAAGUGCUGGUUGUCAAGGACGACCACUCCUUCGAGCUGGAUGAGGUGGCCCUCAGUCGCAUCCUGCUGUCGGAGGAAGUGAGGGACCGUGAGGUGGUGGCUAUUUCAGUGGCCGGAGCUUUCCGGAAGGGCAAGUCCUUUCUCAUGGACUUCAUGCUGCGCUACAUGUACAACCAGGCUUCAGAGAAUUGGUUGGGUGAUCCGGAGGAGCCUCUGACUGGGUUUUCAUGGAGGGGAGGAUCUGAGAGGGAGACCACUGGAAUCCAGAUCUGGAGUGAGGUCUUCCUAGUGGAUAAACCAGAUGGGACGAAGGUGGCCGUGCUGCUUAUGGACACCCAGGGGACAUUUGACAGCCAGUCCACUCUGAGGGACUCUGCCACAGUGUUUGCCCUCAGCACCAUGAUCAGUUCCAUGCAGGUGUACAAUAUCUCCCAGAAUGUCCAGGAGGAUGAUCUUCAGCAUCUACAGCUUUUCACUGAGUAUGGUAGACUAGCCAUGGAGGAAACAUUCCUGAAACCAUUCCAGUCCAUGAUCUUCCUGGUGCGGGACUGGAGCUUUCCUUAUGAGUUCUCGUAUGGUCAGGAAGGAGGGAUGAAGUUCCUGGAAAAGAGACUAAAGAUCUCAGAGAACCAGCAUGAGGAGCUGCAGAACGUGCGGAAACACAUCCACUCCUGCUUCACAAACAUCUCCUGCUUUCUGAUGCCUCAUCCAGGCCUCAAGGUGGCUACCAACCCACACUUUGAUGGACGACUUCAAGAGAUUGACCCCGAGUUCACCAACCACCUGCGUGUGCUGGUGCCCUGGCUGUUGAGUCCGCGCAACCUGGACGUCAAGGAGAUCAACGGCAGCAACAUCACCUGCCGAGGCCUGCUUGAGUACUUCAAGGCAUACAUAAAGAUAUACCAGGGGGAAGAACUGCCACACCCCAAGUCCAUGCUACAGGCUACAGCUGAGGCUAAUAACCUGGCAGCUGUUGCAGCAGCCAAAGACCUCUACAGCAAGAAGAUGGAGGAGGUGAGCGGUGGUGAUCGUCCCUUCCUGGCACCCAGCGAGCUGCAGGCGCGCCACGUCGACAUCCGGCAGGAGGCGCUGGCCGUGUUCCGCGGCGUCAAGAAGAUGGGCGGGGAGGAGUUCAGCCGCCGUUACCUGCAGCAGCUCGAGGCGGAGGUGGACGAGCUCUUCGUGCAGUACAUCAAGCACAACGACUCCAAGAACAUCUUCCAUGCCGCGCGCACCCCCGCCACGCUCUUCGUGGUCAUCUUCAUUAUGUACGUGGCUGCGGGCAUCACGGGCUUCGUGGGCGUGGACGUGAUUGCCAGCGUGUGCAACAUGGUGCUGGGCCUGGCACUCAUCACACUCUGCACCUGGGCGUAUAUCCGCUACUCGGGCGAGUACCGCGAGCUGGGUGCCGUCAUCGACCAGGUGGCUGGCGCACUCUGGGACCAGGGAAGUACAAAUGAGGUGAGUCCACAGGAGCAAAUCAUCAACUCUGCCCUUCAUAGUCCAACAUCUGGAGGCAUUGGUUGGGCUCUUUACAAGCUGUACAACGCAGCAGCCAAUCACCGCCACCUUUACAACCACGCCUUCCCUGGCCAAGGGCAGGAUCAGCAGGAGGAACAGAACAGAAGGAGGAACUGAGCGGCAGACCGCAAAGGAUCAAAGGAAGGUCUGCAAGAGGUUCAGGUGGGAGGCCGUGUUUUUUUUUUUUUUUUUUACAUGUAAUGACCCUGGAGGAAGUGGACAACACGUGAGAGGCCUAGGAGAAAGAGUGUCUUUACACAGUCAUUCUCCUUUCGUCCCCAAGUGUCAGAGCUGCGACUGAGUCUAAUCUGACUGGAGGCUGCAGCAGAACAUCAAGAGACAUGGUGGAGACCAGGUGUUUGGGGAGUGUCUCUUCCUCGGUCAAAGAGUAGAGCAUCUGAACACACACACCCCACUAAAGUGUACAAUAUCUGGCAUCUCCACACUCUAAAAUCAGGGUCAAAACGCAAAAUCUUUGCCACCAACAUAUUUCAGCCUGGACACAAACAUAGGCAUAGACAGGAUUUCUUUU